Molecule: messenger RNA, 7836 nt
Organism: Jaculus jaculus (lesser Egyptian jerboa)
Lineage: Eukaryota; Metazoa; Chordata; Mammalia; Rodentia; Dipodidae
Gene: C2cd3
Product: C2 domain containing 3 centriole elongation regulator
Exons: 33
Coding region: 207-7232 (2341 amino acids)
Biological process (GO): cilium assembly; centriole elongation
Cellular component (GO): centriole; centriolar satellite
Source: RefSeq, a predicted model, not a curated record
UCGGCGGGAAAGGCGUCUUGGCGCCUUCCUUGGGCGCUGCUUUCCCGAGACUGUUAAAGGAAGAGCUGCUUCUUCCUGCCUCCCAGACUGCCCGGCGGUGCCCGUUGCCGGGGAACGCAGGCGCCGUGGGUAGGGAUGGCGGGAGGGAACGGCUCAGGUGCUGGCAUCCGCGUUGAGUUGGCUAGGAAAACCAACUCGGGCUCGCCAUGAAACAACGGAGAGGCCCAGGGCCUGGGGGCGGCCGCGGGCGCAGGAAAAGAGGUUUGAGUGACAUUCCACCAUCUACAAGCCUGCCACCUCUGGUUGAAGGCCAGCUCCGCUGCUUCCUCAGACUUACUGUUAAUAAAGUCAUAUGGAAAGUUGCAAAACCUCCCACGUGUGUACUUGUCCGAGUGAGAUGGUGGGGAGAAACAUCAGAUGGAACCCUCUUUUGUCCCAGAGAUGCAUUGCAGACUGAACCGAAAGCUGUGAGAACAACUACUCGCUACGCUAUACGUUGUGGUCCAAAGCAGUUUACCUCUUACCUAACAGAUAUGGCUGUGCUCCUGCUGGAGGUAGUCACCAGGCUUGAUCAUCUUCCGGUCGGUAGAGUUCAAAUCGGCGGAUUAGCUCAGCUUUCUCCAACCCAUCAGAUCAAUGGACUUUUUACCAUUGUUUCACCUGCAUCUAAGAAACUGGGAGAACUUCAGGUAUCACUUGCCCUGGAGCCUCUAUCAGAAACCUAUGACAGCUACAAUCCUCUUCCUACCACGGACAUGACAGAGAAUGUAUUAUUAUCUGAGCGGAGACCCAGAGAGAACGCUGAAUCCAGCAAUACCCAGUUCCUGGUUCCAUCAAGGUCUUAUGGGAUGCCUAUCAUCAAAAGUGAUGGAAAAGAAUUAGCAGCCAACAGCAGCAGAUCAACCACACCAAGGGGAAAGGACCAUUUGUACUUCACAGAGAACUCAGACACAGGAAAGGAAUCUUUCUGUGGACUACAGCCGCAUCUUAACUCAGGCCAGAGUUUAGAGACUGGAGCUUUGAAAGGCAAAGCCCCACAGAAGCAGAUGUCCCUUUUCAACAACGCUGAGUUCCAGCCCCAAAUUAGUACAGUCGCCAAGAGUCAUGGUGACUCACGCGUGCUUUCUUCAAGCAACCCACCCACAAAGGACCUCCUUUCAGCUCUGUUAGAACAAGGCAAUAAACUGCGGAAUGCCAUGGUGAUUUCUGCAAUGCAGUCAGACCCAGACACUAGCAUACUGUUGGGCAAAGUUCAUCCUCCUGUGAAGGAAGAUAGUUUCAGAUCGUCAGCACAAGUUAAAACCUCACCAAAGAAUCAGUUUAAAGACCACAGUGACAAUCACCUCCUCCCUGUGACUGAGAAUUCAUGUUGUAAAUAUGACACAAAAGCUGAUACCAGAGCUAUACAGCUGCUGUUAGGCAGUGCUGAGUUCUCCCAAGGGCAUGUCUGGAAUGGACUAGGCUCUCCUCCAGAUUCCCCGUCUCCUGGGAGUGAUGUGUAUUGCAGCAGUGACCCGAAUGAUGCUCAGUAUGACCAGAGUCUCCUGGAGAACUUAUUUUAUACAGCACCCAAAUCUGAUGUCAGCCUCAGUGAUUUUCUCAGUGAUGAUGAUGGUAUGGAACCUUCCAAAAAAAUGAACCAGUCAAAAACUUUUGAUAGAUCUUCCAAGAUUCUAGAGUCAAGUGAACACGGGCUGAAGAAGAGGACUACAGACAUGAAGAACGGAGAUUUCAUUGACCAACAGCUAGCCUCAGGAGAUACCCAGGUGAUGACCCUAAGUGUGGAUAAACUGACCCUGCUGGGCAGAGCACAUUCAGUCAGAAUCAUCAUUGAAACAAUGCAAGUCCCUCCAGAUAGUCCUCAGAUGACAGCAGGCAAAAAAAACUUUUCUGGAAGACCAUCCAAGGUGACAACAGUGAAAAAGAGCACUUUCUUUGUGAUGUUUCACUUUCCUGUGGGCUUUUCCAAAAGUGGAUUGGGAAAGACAGCUUUGAUCACGGAGGCUGUUCGACUUGCCUCCAGUAAAGUUACAGAUGGAAUGGUGAAAUUCCAGCAGCGAUUUGUGUUUCCAGUACAAUUUGGGGGCUCAAUGAUAGAGCACUGGUGGAAUUCUAGCCUCAUCUUCCAAAUUUAUGCAAAGAAAAUACCACAGAAAAAGCCAGAAGUCAUUGGCUCUGCAUCACUUCCUCUGCGAACUGUCAUCCAGUCAGAGCUGCUUUCGUUCAGUGGCCAGCUUCCAGUACAACAGGAAAGUGGUCCGACUCCACUUGGUCCCUUGAAGGUAACCAUGGAGCUUGUCAUAGGUAGUAAGGAUUUCACUGGUGUCGGUGCUACGUUAGGUAGCAAUACCCAACAUCCCCCUCUUGCUGCUGCCACAGAUCCAGACAAGAUACUACCAGAACCAAGCCAAGAUCCUACCUGCACCAAAAAUCCACCGAACCCAAGUCACAUUCAUGAGGAAACUGCCCAGAAAGCACAGAACCUGAUACUCCCCAACCCUAAAUCACCAAGCCCCCUAGCCCCAAAUUCUUCCAUCAUCAUGGCGGCACCAACGUCCCACCAUUUAAUGAGUCAGAUAAAUGGAUCAACAAAAGAAGACGCUUUGCUGUUGCAUGUGCUGCUGAUGGUACCCGAUGGGAAAGAUUUCUUUACUGGGGAAUCUGAGAAACAGCCUCCGUGCAACGUCUAUUUAAAUUGCAAGCUCUUUAGCACAGAGGAAGUCACCAGAUCUGUCAUCGCCUGGGGCACCACACAACCAGUCUUCAACUUUUCCCAGGUGAUUCCUGCCUGCCUGUCUUCCACGUAUCUGGAAAGGCUUAAGAACAAUGUGAUGAUAAUUGAGACUUGGAACAAGGUGCGGAGCCCAGGACAAGACAAGCUGCUCGGGCUGGUGAAACUCCCCCUCCAUCAGUUUUACAUGUCAUUCAAAGAUCCCAAGAUUUCUCGCCUACUGCUUGAGGCCAAGUACCCAGUCGUUGCUGUUGACAGCUACAUGCCCGUGAUUGAUGUGUUCUCGGGCCACCAAAAUGGGAGCCUUCGAGUCUUCUUAGCCAUGGGUUCUUCUGAGCAGAUAACAGCCCUGCAGAGAUUAAAGAAUGAAGAAGGAACACUCCCUCCCUUCAGCCCCAGGCCAGCCCACUUCCUGGACCAGCCAUCUGCAGCAUCUGUCGCUAUGGCAGAAGACCAAGGAAACAGAUUGAUGGAGCACCACUUUGAAUUCCAUGUGGUGAUGGUUAAAGGGCUAACCCCUCUUCAGGCAACAGUCUGGGGAGAGGCAGAUUGUUACGUCCAGUACUACUUUCCAUUCCAAGACUCCCAACCCAGUGUACUCAAAGGACCUGACUUCCUUGAAAAUGGAAUCACUCUGAAGCCCUUCAGAACUUCAACCACACUCUGUGUUCCAGAUCCCAUCUUUAAUAGUGAGCACCACCACUCUCUCCUGUUGCCAUUGGACAUUCCAGUGCAAAGGCUGCUAUUAAGUGUCUUCUCCUCACAGGGGCUUGUGCCUGGAGGUGGUGUCCAGUUUGAAAUCUGGUGCAGGUACUAUUAUCCUAAUGUAAGAGACCAGAUGGUUGCCAAAGGAACCUUGCCAUUAUCAAGGAUCUGUGCCAUGGUAACCAGGCAGCAACGUGAAGAUAUGGGAAUGGAGAACUUUAAUCUCCCUUUAACCCCCAGGCUUGAGAACAGGAAUAAAUUGAAGAGCCAGUCAUCAGGUUUACUGGAUGUGGGCCUAAGGUACAGGCGCAGCCCAAGAACAGCAGAGGGAGUUAUUGCUGCCCGAGCUGUCUCCAUCUCAGUGCAAGUCAUCAGAGCCUGUGGUCUGCAGGCAGCAGCCAAGGCUCUGGCUGAACAGGAACCUGCGCUGCAGUUUAGUGCCACAGUUGGAGUCAACGCUUCUGUCACAACUCAUCUUUCAUUCCUGCCCAAGGGAGAACAGCGCCGAACCCGCCCUGUAGCCUGUUCCUUCUGCCCUGAGUUCUCCCAUCACAUUGAGUUCCCAUGUAACUUGGUGACUCAGCACUGUAGUGGAGAGGCCUGCUUCCUGGCAGAGCUGUUGGAGUUUGCAGAAAUUAUUUUUGCUAUCUAUCAUGAAAAUACCAAGUCAGUCAAUACUAUAGCCAGUAUCCAGUCAUGCAAAGAUUACCUGCUUGGAGUAGUAAAGGUUCCAACAAAAGAGCUGCUGCUCAAGAGAUCUGGGAUCACGGGAUGGUAUCCUGUCAUUUUACCAGAAGACGAGAGCCUGCCCCAGGACUUGGAGUUUAUGCAGAAGAUUGUAGGUGGCCUGGAGCUUUCAAUCUCCUUCACCCAUCCUGGAGAUAGAGAACGGGUAUUAGAAGCUGCUGAGCUGUUGGGCUGGAGCUUCGAAAAUAGACUGAAGGAUCUCGACAAGCUAGAAGAAGAAGUGCCAGCCACUGUCACCAUCUCUACCCCAAGACUGUGGCUUCCUGUUCACUGUGUGCUGCUUGCCGGCCACAGGCAGAUCCACAGGAGUACAUACUGCUACCUUCGCUAUAAGCUGUACAGUCAUGAAGCCGUCUGGACCCCUCUGAGGAAGCCCAAGGAAUCUACAAACAAAAACCAGGUCCUGGUUACUUUCAAGGCAUCCAAAAGAGCAGAAGUCACUAGGAACCAGUCACUGCUUUGGUACUUCAGAGAGGAAAGGCUAGAAAUCCAAGUGUGGCGAGCUUAUGGCAAUGAUAGUGUGGAGAGGCCACACCAAACCGACAGCUGGAUUGGCUCAGCCUAUGUGGAUCUUGCCAGACUUGGAGAAAAGUCAGCAAGGACACUAACUGUCAGUGGUGUGUACCCUCUGUUUGGACGAAAUGCUUCCGACCUCCGUGGAGCGGCCUUGCGAGUUCAUGUGGUCCUUUCCCCUCUUGCCCCACACGCUGAGCCCACUCAGGACAUGGACUCCACAGAGUGCAGCAGCCACAGUGAGCCUGAGCAGCUCCCUAGGAAGAAUGACGACAUCCAACUCUCUCCACCCUGUGACCACCAGAAGUCCCCUGCCUUCGCCCAGGUCCCCAGCAACAGCUCAGUGGCUGAAGACUGCCAGACCCAGGAGGGCCCUGCUGAGUCAUGUGGAACUUUUGCAGUCAGCAUCCUGGUAGAGAGAGCGAUGCACUUGAGCCUGAAAGGGAGCCCCUUGACAGAGCGGAAAGUAUCCGCACCCAGCUGUUGCGUAUCCUUCGCAACAGCUGAUGAGCCAUCUCCUGUAUACACCCAUGUGGUUGAAAACACAGAUUCACCCAUCUGGAAUUUUCAACAGCAGUCAAGGCUAUCAAAAGAGCUGCUUCUGGACCCACGGCAAACCCUGGUCUUCAAAGUCUGGCAUAAAGGAGAUGAGGAGAGGGUGAUUGGCUUUGCCUCGGUGGACCUCUCCCCACUGCUGUCUGGCUUCCAGUUUAUCUGUGGCUGGUACAAUAUUACCGACUUCAGUGGAGAAUGCCAGGGGCAGAUAAAAGUUGCUGUUUCCCCUUUGGAGAGUCUGGUGCACUUCAAAGAAGAAAGACAAGCAAGGCGUGGGUCAGAGACCCCAGGAUCACUGAUGCCAAUGUACAGCCCUUUCUCCUUCCCUGCCUCUCACACGUGUGCGACAUUCCCUAGUCACAUUGCAAGACACACCCAAGACCAGCUUGUUCACACCUCUUCAAAGGCGCUUGAUUUCUCCUAUCCUGGGAGAGGCAGUGGCACAAGGAGCCAGGCGGCGCGCCACGAAGAGCACGUACAGAACAUCCGCCGCGUUCACGAGUCCCUGCAUCGCGGGGAGGCAGUCUCCACAGUUGAUGAGAAGCCGGCCGCAGCGCCGUCGUCCUCCCAGACCUCCAUUCUGACUUCUCUCAGGAGGAAUCUGAGUGAGCUAGAUGAGAUCCAGCAGUACUUCAGCCAGAAGCUCAGCAAGCCCUUCCUGCCCUCGGGCUCUCAUAGUCAUCCUGCUGUCACGCAGUGUCAGGAGAGCCACAAGCACAGUUUGGGGACAGGAACCAGCAGCCAAGACCCUGAGAGCCAGUCCAUCCUGGAGAAAUCCAGUAACCUGGUGUUGCAGGUCAGCUCCUUGAUCUCAGAUCUGCAGACUAUCACCAGGGAGUCUCAAGCAGCCUUGACUUCUCACCAAGCCAGGAGUAGAAGCAGAGAGGUUAUGACCCUUGCAGACGCCGAAGACACUGAGGCCAUGCGACAGAGCGCGGCUCCGGAGGAGCCAUUGGCAAGAGCUGUGGAAGAGAGUGGCAGCUCCCCCCCUCCCCCUGCUCUUGAAGAGACUUCAAGCGGAGAAGUGCUGCCUGAGCCCCUGGGGCACACCGCACCCAUUGAGAGGCUGCCCAGCACGGAGGACACUGAAGCGGGCCCGGCCGACAGUGAUGACGACUAUGAAGAAGACAUCAUUGAGCCUAGGACCCUAAAUGAGAUCACCACUGUGACAGACAAAACUAGCCCCUGGUCUAGUUUCAUGUCAGACACAAGUGAGGUGAUGAGCCCCCAGCCCAGUAAGGUGCAGAGCACCCACCCCUGUCCUUCCCCAGGCCCUUGCCCCAGAGAGGAGCUCAAGGUCAAAAGAAACUUUCAGUCCAGCCCAGAAAGGACCGUCCAGCCCCAUCUGCCUGGGCAGGGCUCUCCUAGCCAAAGUCUUACUGCUUGUGAGGGUGGAGCCUCGAAGGCUGGGGUAGGAGAGCCCGCAUUAACCAAACCUCAGCUUAUCCUCCACCCAUCACUCCCAAGAGCCCCACAGAGCAAUGCUUUUGUUGGAUGGAGCUCAGCGCAGGCAGACCAGGACAUGGGGUCCAUACCCAAGGCCCAGGCUGAGAAGGAAACGGCCUCCAGUGAGCUCAGUGACUCUUCUGACAGCUUUGAGAAGUCCCCUCCAUUCCUAUCCUACCAAAGCAAAAGGGAAAACCUCAAGGAGCCACCUAUGGACUCCCCUGACGUCAGGCCUAAGCAGAUGGCAUCUGGGUCAGAGGUGUCCACGCGGCAGAACCUCCUCCCGGAUCCCAUUGUGGUACCCAACUUCUUUUUGCCUUCCCAGCAGUUGGAGGCCUCCCUGCGGAUGCUGUCACACUGUGCAGCUUUACCGCCACCAGCCACAGCAGACCAGGAGAAGAGUGAAGCCACCAGGAAAGCUCCCUCCCAGAGGCCUUGUCGCCCCAGACUGAACUUUCUCCCUCCCAACCUGCCUGAAGAAGAAACGCGCAGGAUCGCCCGGAUAUUUUCUUCCCGGUACUCCCAGAAAGACUGACCCCACAUGAGGGACUGAGGGAAGGGGCCACCAGCUCCCCUCCCUUGGCUUUGUCCAGCUCGCAAGAGGCUCCAGGUCUGCUUCCCUUAGCAUUGUUACAGCCUCGUCCAGUCACCCCAGACUGGAGGAGCACCCCCAAACCACUCAGUGUCCACCUUCUAGGACCAGAGCUGCUGCCUUCUAAGAUGAGGCAAAGGCUAGAAAUAAAAUGAAUUCCAGCAUCCAAGUGACCCACCCUUUUUUUUUUUUUUUUCCAUUGUCCUUGGCAUAGCCUGGCUUACAGACCUGAGUCCAUCCUCUGCCUGAAUAGGACAGGCCAUUUUUGCCUUAAAUACUAGAGCCUGAGGAUAAGAGGUAGAUGGUAUGUCUAGCCAAGAAAACCUUAGGGCCCCAUCCAGUUCAUUUACCUGAGAAUGGGGGUAUUUUACAAAUUUAAGUUAUUUUUGUGCUGUGUUAGUUGAAUCAAAAGAAGGGGACAUCACCUCCCUUAAACUGUAUAUUUGAUUGUCUGAAAUCUAACCAUGUUUUUAACUUAUUUUUAUUCAGCUCUGAAGGUCAUUGUUCUAACUUUUGUUUGAAUAAAGUCCUACUGGUAUUUGUAUUA